UUUUGGGCCCUUUUUUUUUUUUUUUUUCUUUCUUUUCUUUUACAUUUCUCUCCUUCCCUCACAAUCCCUUCUAUCUGCUGCUUCUGCUCGUUUGACUCUCCUCUCAGUCCUAGGCUCGUAGCCGUGGGAUCCUUUUGCCACUCCAGAAUUAGAUUCCUCCCGUUUGGCCUUAGGCAACGCUACCAAGAACCACAACCGACUACUUCUUACCUCUCAGGUGCCAAACUACGCCGUCAUUCGACCUUCAUCCUUUGCCUUCCAUUAUCUUGCUAUCUGGGUUGACUCGUUCGACUCUCACGGGGACAAAUCUAUUUUUGAAUCUCGACCCUGGGCCCUCGGUCCUGCGCCCCCAAAACCGAUUCACCCUCUGAUUGUGUCUCUCGUGAUCCUGCCAUUCCUCAUGAGUUCGUCUAUCUUGUCGCCUUCUGGUAUCCGGCAAUAGGGGUUGUGCACGCUUGACUUGUUGGCGGGGUAGAGACAUACCAGACCAGGCACCAUGGCGAUAUGGCCGUUUGGUCGCAGGGGGAAGCGGCAUACCAUCCAGAUAGACUCAACCACUGGAGUCGACGCAUCCUUGUCGCAUGAUCUCCAUCACAGCCCGGACGAAGGUAAUCUAGGCAGAAAGCCGUCCCGCAAGCAAUCUAAACGCCAGAAGAACCGCCAUUCGCAGCCCGCAGAGGAUUUCCCGGCCUCCUUUCAAGAUGUCUCUCCUCCGUCUUCGCAACCUGCCUACUACCCUCCGUCUACCUCACAGAGUGAACGGCCUCGACCCGUCAAGGCUGCCACCCUGCCCUCUUCCAACACCUCCAAACCCGAGCCGCAGACCUUGUCCCGCAAUCCAUCUCUCCUCAAACCGCGGCGCAAUGAGAACCCAGCGGUGCUUAAGAAGCGACUGAGCAAGCGAAAGGCUUACGAAAUUGCCAGGGAACGUGAGAUUCGGCUGAUGGCCUCGACCCCGAUCGACAUUCCUCGUCGCGCGACGACCCCUCUACCAGGCGAGAAUGCUUUGAUCGAAGGUCUUCGAGGCCCCAGUGCUCAGAGUCGACGUUUAAACAGACACCCUUCCGAUAUCAGCCUUUCCAUCCAUGACUCUGUAGCGUCUUCGCUCUCGGAUUUCUCCGAGACCUACACAUUCAAAGUAAAUAGCUUCGCCGCGUGGACACCUCGUCCCGUCAUUCGCUAUGUGGAAUCUCCGCGUUUAUCAAAUUCAAGAAACCAAAAAUCGCCAGAGCCAACAGCAGAUCAGAGAGUCAAGACAUCGGGGCUUGCUCCGUCCGAGGAGAAUAUGCGCUCGAAGAAAAGAAUCGAGGAGUUGGCAGACGAUCUCGAUGCGGCAGCGCUGAGAGAGCUAAUGGAGCGAGAUCGCCGACGACGGGACCGAAAACAAAUUGAAGACCAAGAGAAAAUGUAUCGCAGACUCCAGCGUAGCGCUAUGAAACAAGCACAACAAGCGGAAAUCGAUAAAACCCCUAACCCUCAUGAGGUGGCGAACGUGAGCUCCGUAGAGAGCCAGCUUGGCCGUUUGGGACCCGAGAGCCCCUUCAAGUCUCAACCUACCACCCAAGAAGACUCUAGCUCGAAUGCGAACGGCACUUUCGUUGCUAAGCCUGCCUCUGGCUCAUGGCUGCGCGAUACUUCAAAAGAUGCCGAAAGGAGUGACCGCGAAUCGCCAGAAAGCGUUCAUGUUAUUGGCAACAUUGAUGAUCGCUCUGUUCGAGAACGUAAGCCUGAACAGCGCCUAAGUUUGAGGCCAUCCCAAGACAUGGCGAUGUCGCGCAGCACCCUAUCACCCUCACUUUCACCAUCUCGACAUGCGUUGGGCAGUCCGAACUCAUCGCAGUUCUACGGGGUGACGAGGGAGUCCGCGUCCGACCUUUCAAGACCUGUUGAAUCUGAGCGACACUUGUCUGACCACGGCGGCGUGCGUGUCAACACCAUUACCUCGAUAUUCCGCCGAGGUAGCUCCCGCCUCAAGCGAAGCUAUCGCGAGCGCUUCCAGGACCGGAGCCCCCCUCCCCCGGACAACGUCUCACAUGAGUCUUUCUUCAAGGUUCACACCCAACAAUCCAUCCCGCCUCCAUAUGUACCACCAAAAAUCCUGCUCGGAUCGAGUUCCUUCAAACGUUCCCACUCGAAAUUCACCGAGAUUUUCGGCGACGAACCCCUUUCACCACCUGAUUCACGACUUCAGUCUCCAGAUAUCCCAGAGCAGCCGGUGGAUGAAUCCUUGAUGGAGGCUAAGGUACUGGAUCUGCAUGUCGGGUCUCAGUACCCUAUCCCUGGUUCUGAGUCUGACCCCCAAGAGGUCCCGAAGAACGGUCAUCAUUCAUGCAGCGGUGAUAGCUUAGGGGAAGACUCCGAAAAUGUACCUUUAUCGCAAUCAUUGGCCUCGAUCGACUCCGAAGGGUCCUGGAUGUCGGGGCAGUUUUUGCGCCGUAUUUCCCAAAGGCCUAGUAAUCUCGCUCGACAUAGCAUCAGUUCCUCCCAAAACAGAACAGACGAGGCCCUUGAAACUUCCUCCAAAUGCAAUGAGAUUGCGAAUGACGAACAAUUUGUUGCGUUCGGCGCAUAUCCUGGUGAAGUGUCUGGAGACGGCAACAGUCCUGCUGAUGAGCCAAGCAAGGACUUGGAUAUGCUCCCCGCACCGGAGCCUACACAGGAAACUUGGCAUGAGGAGAUUGCUAAACGCCCUGUUCUUGUGAACCCGGCUGUUCGGCCCAAGUCAAAUGAGGGACUCCUGAAAAACGUUCGAUCCUUGUCUCCGAUAUCAGCAGAGAUGGAAUUCAGUCCCAUCGAAGAACACUCCGAAGAACUUCUUUUCCCAACAGCGCAUGGCAGUAGCAACAUCCACGGCCGCUCGUGCGGAGUUUCCUCACCGAGUUCUCACCAAUAACCCCAGCGUGAAACUAAUUCUUCGACCGUGGGGCAUUCAGCGCCUAUUCUCUUUUGGAGGAUAUACUCCUUACGAAAGUUUCCUUUGUCUCUUCUUUCUCUUGGUAUUUUCUCUAGCUUUCCCCCGACUGACAAUGAGAUCGGAGGCAGCUAUGACUACAAUUCAGAGCAUGGGGUUUUCGUUCCGUGGCUCUGGUAUUGUUGGCGGGCUUUGUUAUUUCUUGAGUUUGUUGAUACCCCCAUCGGCGAGAGUUUGAAUGAGUUGCGUCAAUGCAGAAGGACGGCUCACUUGGCUAUUGUGCAAACUAUGCUUGUGAUAGACUGAGGCAUUCUCGUUCUUGUGAAUUUGGUGCAUAUCGGUACCUCUUCCUGUGAUGUUGCUAUGAGGCCAUGUGUAAUUUAAAUGCUCCCUUUACUGGCUAGGAUAUUCUAAUUUUGCUAUACCCUUGCUGUACCAAGCGGAAUC
Molecule: messenger RNA, 3358 nt
Organism: Aspergillus ochraceoroseus IBT 24754
Lineage: Eukaryota; Fungi; Ascomycota; Eurotiomycetes; Eurotiales; Aspergillaceae
Exons: 1
Coding region: 497-2893 (798 amino acids)
Source: RefSeq, a predicted model, not a curated record